AUGAGUCCCCCCAUUCCAGUUUCCAGCCCCCCAUCCACCUCCCAGCCCCCAAUUCCUGCAGCCCGCCCCGACCCUUCAAGCCCCUGCUGUUCCUGCCCCCCGCCCUGUGCGACAUGGCCGGCACCAGCAUCAUGUACGUGGCGCUGACCAUGACCAGCGCCUCCAGCUUCCAGAUGCUGCGGGGCUCGCUGGUCGUCUUCACGGGGCUGCUGUCGGUGGCGUUCCUGGGCCGGCGGCUGGGCUGGAGCCACUGGCUGGCCUUUUCCCUGUUGUCCCUGUCAUUUUCCCUCUUACUUUCCCUGCCUUUUCCCUGCUUUCCCUGUUGUAUUCCCCGUUAUUUUCCCUGCCUUUUCCCUGUUUUCCCAGGUGACCUCCUGAUCCUGCUGGCCCAGGGCAUCGUGUCCAUCCAGAUGGUGCUGGAGGAGAAGUUCAUCUUCAGCCACGACGUCCACCCGCUGCGCGCCGUGGGCACCGAAGGUUUGUUCGGCUUCGCCAUCCUGGCGCUGCUGCUGGUGCCUCUGUACUUCACGCCGGCGGGGCGGCUCUCCGGCAAUCCCCGCGGCGCGCUGGAGGACCCGGCGGACGCCUUCUGCCAGGUGGGCAGCAUCUCCUUCUUCAACUUCGCGGGGCUGAGCGUGACGCGGGAGCUGAGCGCCACGACGCGCACGGUGCUGGACAGCCUGCGCACGCUGCUGGUCUGGGCGCUCAGCCUGGCGCUGCGCUGGGAGCGCUUCCACGCGCUGCAGCUGCCGGGCUUCGGAAUGUCAGAAUUAAUUGGGAUCUGCAUCCUGAAGAUUGGGACUGGGAAUUCUCCCCACAGGGAAUGGCACUGA
Messenger RNA from Ficedula albicollis (Collared flycatcher), 833 nucleotides. It is a transcript of the gene SLC35F6, whose product is annotated as solute carrier family 35 member F6. NCBI's taxonomy places the organism in Eukaryota, Metazoa, Chordata, Aves, Passeriformes, Muscicapidae. Gene Ontology annotation, cellular component: membrane; intracellular membrane-bounded organelle. The annotation marks the transcript as partial. The transcript has 7 exons. The record is from RefSeq and is a predicted model, not a curated record.